Molecule: messenger RNA, 1395 nt
Organism: Leishmania braziliensis MHOM/BR/75/M2904
Lineage: Eukaryota; Euglenozoa; Kinetoplastea; Trypanosomatida; Trypanosomatidae
Exons: 1
Coding region: 1-1395 (464 amino acids)
Cellular component (GO): mitochondrion
Molecular function (GO): GTP binding; GTPase activity
Source: RefSeq, a predicted model, not a curated record
AUGCGGACGACUGUGCGACAAUGCAACGUCUUUGACCCGGCGUUCAUGCGCAAGGUGAAGCGCACCCUCAACGCCUACAAAUCAUCCAUGGAAACAUCGACAAAGAAGUGUAUGUCGCGUGAGGCGUUUGUGGAUAUUGACGAAAAGGGCGCCGCGUGGUACCUGGGCCACAUGCAGUCGGCCGUGACCAUGCUCGCCGACAAGGUGAAGGACGCGGACUUCAUUCUCGAGAUACGCGACGCACGGUUGCCCUUCACGACGGAGAACCCUAAUAUUCGUAAGCUCACCGCCGGGAAGCCGCGUCUCAUCAUCUUCAACAAGGCGGAGCUGUCAAACGAGGACAGCAAUCGUGCGAUUCAGGAGUACUACGAACGGAAUGGCGCCUUCGCGCUCUUCACCAGUGCGCAGCGGUGCUGGAAGGACGUCGUGGAGGCUGUGCAGCGCUUCACCACGCACAUACUACCACCACUGCCGUAUAAGACAGUCGCCCACGUUGGGCUCGUCGUGGGAAUGCCGAACGUGGGCAAAUCCACAUUGAUCAACUCCCUUCGACUCGCUCAUGAGUAUCAGUUUCACCGUGAGGACUUCCGACGCUCCCGAUCACCUGAGACGGUGUCCAUCAAACCAGGCACCACGCGUGGCAUGAAGUUAGUCCCUCUAUCUAAGGAUCCGCCUGUGGUUCUUUACGAUACGCCGGGCCUCACACUGCCCGGGUGCUUCACGAAGGAGUCAGGGUUGAAAUUGGCGGCGUGCAGCAUCAUCCCCACCAACGACGUGUCCCUUCCACAGGGAAUGGUGGCGCGGUACAUCUACGACAUACUCGUCGCGUCCGGCUCAUCUGAGCAUAUGGCCGAGUGCCUGCACCUUCCCCGUGUGCCAAUUACCUUCGACGACUGCAUUGCAAUGAUCUGCGAACGCAGCGGCACAAGUGGGCAGACCGAAAUGGGCAACCUCGAUCCCGUUCGCGCGCACCGUUUCUUUGUCCACGACUUCACCAUGGGCAACCUGGGAAAGAUCACUCUCGACGUGCUCCCCCGGCGUGUGCUGCGCAGUGCUCAGUCAUCGCUACCGCUGCUGGGAAGCGGAGGCAACACCGCAACAGCCGACGGCGGACCAGCAGCGGGGAGCGAUGAUGAUGGAUAUGUCUGGACGCACCAUGUAGAGACGAGCGACGUGGUGGAACGUUAUCCAGACCACAUGCGCGAUGUUUUGCAGUCUCUGAAGGGCCCACUUCAUUACGAUGGGAUGCCAGGCCGAAAUGGCGCGUCAUCUAUGAGGAGUGUAGCAAGCCCGCCUGACUGCAUCAUCAUCAGCCGUAAAAAAGGGCCUAUCAGCCGAGCCACAGCGUUCGAUGAGCAGCUGAAGCGCCACACACGAUUGGCGCCAGGACGGUGA